AUAUAUAUACACAUAUAUAUGAAGCUUUGCGUUACUAAAUCCACUGAUCACCUUCUUUGUUUUUGUUUUUCACACUCCCAUUAAUCCCACAAUAAUGGAAAGAAGAAUGAAAGUGUCGCCCCCGAAUUGUCAUGGGAAUCUCAUCACAAUUCUUAGCAUUGAUGGAGGAGGAGUUAGAGGCAUAAUCCCUGGGGUUAUCCUCGCUAACCUAGAGUCUCAACUUCAGGACCUGGAUGGGACGGAUGCUAGGCUCGUAGAUUACUUCGAUGUAAUUGCAGGAACGAGCACCGGCGGUCUAAUCACUGCCAUGCUAACAGCACCAAAUAGCGACGACAAUCGGCGCCCUUUAUAUGCUGCGAAAGAUAUAGUUCCUUUUUAUCUCGAGAACUGUCCAAAAAUUUUCCCGCAAACAAAAGGGCCUUUUGCUUGGAUAGUGAAAAUAUAUAAAGCUUUAACAGGACCCAAGUACAAUGGCAAGUAUCUCCACAAGCUGAUACGUGAUAUACUGGGGGACAAAAGGUUGCACCAAACCCUAACUAACGUUGUUAUUCCGACUUUCGACAUCAAGAAUUUGCAGCGAACGAUCUUCAGCUCAUUUCAGGUGUCAUGCAAACCAGUACUUGAUGUUCCACUUUCAGAUAUAUGCAUAAGCACAUCGGCAGCUCCUACUUAUCUUCCUUCUCAUUAUUUUAAAAACCAUGACGAGAAAGGGAAUGAGAAAGAAUUCAACCUCAUUGACGGUGGUGUUGCCGCUAAUAAUCCGGCUUUGGUUGCCAUUAGUGAAGUGACAAAAGAAAUAUUCAGGGAGAACCCAGAGUUCUUUCCGAUCAACCCCACGGAUUAUGGCCGGUUUCUUGUAAUUUCAAUAGGGACAGGAUCGGCGAAGACAAACCAUGACUACCAAGCACAACGGGCUGCCAGAUGGGGGAUUCUGAAUUGGUUAUCUGAUAAUGGUUCUACUCCGCUGGUAGAUGUUUUCAAUCUGGCAAGUGCAGAUAUGGUCGAUUUCCACCUUUCUGUGGUCUUUGAAGCUCUUCAUUCAGAAAGAAACUACCUCAGAAUCCAAGAUGAUACGUUAAGUGGGACGUUGGCAGCGGUUGACGUAUCCACAGAGGAAAACUUGAAGAAUUUGAUAGAAGUGGGCCGAGGAUUGUUGAAGAAACCAGUUUCGCGGAUGAAUAUGGAAACCGGUCAAUUCGAGCCUGUUCAAAAUGGUAACACCAAUGAGGAAGCUCUCAAAAUGCUUGCAAAAAUGCUGUCAGAUGAGAUGAACCUUCGUCGGUCGAAAUAUUAUGGCACGGAAGGAUCCACGGAGUAACAUGAAUGGGGAUCGAGGCGUUGUUAUUUCAUGUUUACGUAUGUUUUAUGAAAUCUUGUACUAAUUCUCAGCAAAAGGUAUGGUUGGUGACUGGUGAGGGAGCGAGUAGAGCCUUGAGGGUCACAUAUGUAAGGCCAACCUCAACCCACUCAACUCAUUAUACACCUCAAAACUAGCACUUCAAAUACAAUUCAGAAACUCUUGGAUACAACUCU
This is a messenger RNA of Diospyros lotus (date-plum), 1533 nucleotides long. Its product is annotated as patatin-like protein 2. Lineage: Eukaryota; Viridiplantae; Streptophyta; Magnoliopsida; Ericales; Ebenaceae. Gene Ontology annotation, molecular function: monoacylglycerol lipase activity; glycerophospholipase activity. The record is from RefSeq and is a predicted model, not a curated record. Gene Ontology annotation, biological process: lipid metabolic process. Bases 95 to 1318 code for a protein of 407 amino acids. The transcript has 7 exons.